Messenger RNA from Sorghum bicolor (sorghum), 2360 nucleotides. Its product is annotated as auxin-responsive protein IAA6-like. Gene Ontology annotation, cellular component: nucleus. NCBI's taxonomy places the organism in Eukaryota, Viridiplantae, Streptophyta, Magnoliopsida, Poales, Poaceae. The transcript has 7 exons. Gene Ontology annotation, biological process: regulation of DNA-templated transcription. The record is from RefSeq and is a predicted model, not a curated record. The coding region runs from base 536 to 1576 and encodes 346 amino acids. Gene Ontology annotation, molecular function: protein binding.
ACUCUGGCCUGGAAAGAAGCGCGGGAUAUAAAAAGGAGAUCUAGCUGUAUGGGACAAUAGGGAAAAGCCUAGAAAAGGAUCGAACAGCGGGCGACCAGUUCGGGGCACCCGCGCUGUGGUGGUAGGCCAAGGAGUAAUUUCGCAACCAAUUCCCACCAGCGGCAGGGAUGGGUUGUGAUUUCUGAAGCGCCUGGGCUAUAAGGUUUGGUCUUUGGCGCACCAGUUCUAAGGUUUUGCUGCUGUUUCCCACUUUCUUGUUGCUAAAAUAAAGCUACUUGUUCCAUUUUCCUUUGGCUUGAGUGAGCUCAUCAUUCCCCCCUUUCCCGUGCUUUUGUCUUUUCGAUGUUCGCUAAGACCUCACCUCACCAUAGGCUUCCCUGCUGCGUCAACUCGUACUCACUUUCUCCGGCCUAAGUUGAGUGUAGAACUAAACUUUCUAGGAGUUGCACACCUCUCAUUGCCUAUUAUAUACAUCUUUCUAGGAAGGGUGGUAUUAUUUUGACUCUCUUGAAGCCCUCCUCCCCCCCUCUCUUCCAUGGGAGACUCCAAAGAAAGAGAACCUCUUCCACGGCUGCUUGAUCUUAUCCCGGAUGGGAAACAAUGUAAGGGGAGGGAAGCACAAGGCGCAGGAAGAUCAUCAAGGAACACAGGCUUUGGGAGCGAGGAGGACAAGCACCUAGAGCUCAAACUCGGUCCUCCGGGUCUCGUCGAACAAGGGGCGACAGCAGCAGCGUCAAGAGGGAUACAGCGAGAGAUUCCGGCUCUCUCGCUUGGUUGCUUCCCACAUAAACCCUCCUCCAAGCCUGCAAUAAACACUACUGCGACUGGGACAAAGAGGGGGUUCUUAGACACCAUUGAGGCCAAAACAGAAGGUCGUGAUGAGCAGAAGCAGCAGGCUGGAGCUGGAUGUGGGAAGGAACUAGCACUGGACCAGAAGAUAACAGCCGCGAGCGAGAGAAAGAAAGGAUUCUGCCCGCCAACAUCACAGCAUGCCCCUCCUCCUGCUGCUGCAACUGUGCACGACAGAUCACACGCCCAGGGAAGAAGGUCUUCAGCUCCGGUUGUCGGUUGGCCUCCAGUGAGAUCCUUCAGGAGAAAUCUUGCUCAUGGCAGUUCAUCCAAACAAUCCAUUGAGCCACAAAAUACUGAAGCUAGCAUGAAGGAGAAGCUUGCCUGCAAGAAGAAUCCUCUUGUAAAAAUCAACAUGGAUGGAAUCCCCAUUGGAAGGAAAGUAGACCUUGGAGCCUAUGACAGCUACGAGAGGCUAUCAUUGGGCGUCAAAGAGCUUUUCCAUGGUUUUCUUGAAGCUCAAAAGGAUCUAUCUAGUGCUGGAAGUACACAGCCAGGGGCCACUGAAAAAAUAUUUUCUCAAUUAUUGGAUGGAUCUGGUGAAUAUACUCUAGUUUACCAAGACAAUGAAGGAGACAGGAUGCUGGUAGGGGAUGUGCCGUGGAAUGUAUUUGUGUCAACUGCUAAAAGGCUGAGGGUUUUGAGGAGCUCAGAGCUUUCCCAUGGUUUGGUAGGCACAAGGGCACCUCAAAUUGCAGUAGCUCCUAGAAGAGGACCAGAUUGCUGAAAGCCUGAAACAGUGUCAAAAUUCUAUCAUUUGAAAUGUCAUAAAUAAUUACAUGCACCUGAUGACACCAGCUGCAAAACCUGGAAGUUACCUCCAAGCUGCCCUGGUGACCCAGUGACCAUACCCCAGAAGUUCUCAAAGAAGUCAAGAUAAACAGAAGGUGGCAUUGGUUUUCUAGCAUCUAGCAUGAUAGAAAUACAUCAAGUGGCACUUCUUAAGUGCUUAAGACUGUUCAUGCAAUCAUGCCUACCACUUGAAAAGUGGAAUAUUAUUGAUGCCAGACUUCAUGCAAAUCUCAGUGAAGCAAACUUCAUCCUUUUUGCACAGUUAUGUACAGUACAGCAGAAGACCUUAAGUUGCAAGGCGAAAGCAUGAAGCCAGAUACUAUGACUUAUGAGUAGAAUCCUACGAUGUUCAGCUGUUGAAAAAGGGAGGUCCAAAAUAAGACAAAUAUCUUACCCAAAAAAUAAACUGCCAACUAGUCCUCACAGACUUGAAGCACCUUCAGCCUCCUGAGAGUCCUCUUCCAGAGAGCAAUAUUCACCCGGAUGCUUCAAGGCCUAGGAAUUGGGGACAGAUGAAAUAUCUUUGUCACUGGAGCAUCACUAAAUUCCAAACAGCAGGAAAAGAAGAGAUGGGGUGAAUUACAAAAGAAUCUUAGUCCAUUUUGCACUAUCCUUGCCUGACAUCUGUCUCUGCAGUGUUGUGAGUUCAUGUUGCCGCUUGCAGUUCUAAUGUAUAUUUACCUGUAUCUGUAUGAAUAAACAUUAUACUUCUUUUCGAA